UCAUUCAUUAAUGAAGGUAUAUAUUUAGGUAAUAUGGAAUCAGCAUCAAAUUUACAAAAGUUGAAAAAUGCAAAUAUUACAAAUAUUUUAAACUGUGCCGGUGAAAAAUGUUCAAAUUAUUUUCCUCAACAAUUCAAAUAUAAAACUUUAAUCAUUAGAGAUAUACCAGAUGAGGAUAUUUCUUGUCUCUUCUCACUAAUUUUAGAUUAUUUUAUAAAGGUUAUUUUAAACAGGAAUGGUGUCGUAUUUGUUCACUGCUAUAGAGGAGUAUCAAGAAGCUCAGCAUUCGUUAUUCUUUGGCUAAUGUGGAAAAAUAAAUGGUCAUAUCAAAAAGCAUUUGAGCACAUAAUAGAAAAGCGUAGCGUUGCAAGUCCAAAUAUUGGUUUCGAAUUUCAACUUAGAAGAUUUGAAAAG
Molecule: messenger RNA, 414 nt
Organism: Dictyostelium purpureum
Lineage: Eukaryota; Evosea; Eumycetozoa; Dictyosteliales; Dictyosteliaceae
Exons: 1
Biological process (GO): protein dephosphorylation
Molecular function (GO): protein tyrosine/serine/threonine phosphatase activity
Source: RefSeq, a predicted model, not a curated record